Molecule: messenger RNA, 803 nt
Organism: Helianthus annuus (common sunflower)
Lineage: Eukaryota; Viridiplantae; Streptophyta; Magnoliopsida; Asterales; Asteraceae
Product: CRIB domain-containing protein RIC4
Exons: 3
Coding region: 94-636 (180 amino acids)
Source: RefSeq, a predicted model, not a curated record
UUAUUUGAUAUAUCUUAACUACAAAGCAUACACAAUACUUCACUAUAUAACCCACCCCAUCCUUCCUUCAUCAACUUCUCAUUCAUUUCUACAAUGAAAGACCGAAUGGAACGUCUCAUAAUUUUCCCAUUCAACGCGGGUUGUGUCUCUUCUUCGAGUGUAUCAGUCUGUAUACAACAUGGAAAACGACCAAAGGAACACAUCAACUCGGCUCACUCGGUGUGUAGGUCAAUGGAAGUUGUUAAAGAAGCUAAAGACACAUCGGAUGAUGAGAUGGUGAAGGGUUUGUCAAAGUUUCCCACACCAUCAAAACCUAAUAUAUACAUUGGGUUUCACAGGAUCACUCGAACCAUCAAAAGUUUGUCUCAAUCACUUGUAUUCAAGGAGGAGGUGGAUGAACAAGAAAUGGAGAUGGAGAUUGGCCUCCCUACUGAUGUAAAGCAUGUAACACACAUUGGGUUCGAUGGACCGAUGACCCAUGAUGCCAAUGGUUGCAACCACUUGGCCUUCUCAGAGUUUAUCUCACUAUGCCCUGAUUCUAUGGCUCGGUUCGAUGUAGCACCCGUUGUACCAACAUAUAUAACUCAUGAUACACAAAAUACAUCAUGUAAGUCACCCGAAGUUAAAGAAAAAUGAAAUGUUUCAACACAUAUGAAACAUACUAUUGUACAUAGGAUGGGAUUGCUAAGUAAUUCUAUGAGUUGUAUGAAUACUAGUUAUUGUGUGAACCAAGUUGGCUUUCGUGUGUGUGAUAAUGUCUCGUUAUAGAGAGUUUGAAAUGAUAAAACCUAUAUUAGUUUAAA